CUAACAAUGAUAACAAAAACAUAAAUAAAUACCGGCACUAAAGUUUGUAAUAAUUUUAAAUAUUUAUUGUAUAUGUAUGAGGAUAAAUAAACAUUUAUGUGCAAGUAAAAAAAGUACUACCGUGUUUGAAGUAAUUGUCAAAUAUUAUUUUUUACAUCAAUAGUGUGCGAUAAAUUAAAUUUAAAAACAUUAGUAAUGCGGAAGUACGUGGCAUUGGGUGUCAUCAUAUAAACGAAUAGUUAAUAUACGUAGGCUUUUAAUAAUUUUAAUAGAAAAAAAAUUAAUAAUCGAGACAUAACAAUUACUUUUAAUAAUUUGACAAAAAAUAAGAAAACUAAAAUGGCAGCCACUAUUGACAGACGUGUUGCAUUAAUCACAGGAAUCACCGGUCAAGAUGGUUCAUAUUUGGCUGAAUUUCUUAUCGAGAAAGGAUAUGAAGUUCAUGGAAUGAUUCGAAGAUCAAGUUCAUUUAAUACACAACGAAUUCAACAUUUGUACGCUGAUCCAAAUUGUCAUCGUCAAGAAAAAAUGAAAUUACACUAUGGAGAUAUGACGGAUUCUAGUAGUUUAGUUAAACUUAUUUCUUCGAUUCAUCCAACAGAAAUUUACAAUCUUGCAGCUCAAAGUCACGUGAAGGUGAGCUUUGAUUUAAGUGAAUACACUGCUGAAGUUGAUGCUGUUGGAACAAUUAGAAUCUUAGACGCAAUAAAAACUUGUGGUCUGGAAAAAUCGAUAAAAUUUUAUCAAGCCUCAACAUCUGAACUUUAUGGAAAAGUGGCAGAAGUGCCUCAAAAUGAAAAUACACCAUUUUAUCCUCGUUCUCCUUACGCAUGUGCAAAAUUGUACAGUUAUUGGAUAGUCGUGAAUUAUAGAGAAGCUUACAAUAUAUUUGCCUGCAAUGGUAUUCUUUUUAAUCAUGAAAGUCCACGUAGGGGAGAAAAUUUUGUAACACGAAAAAUUACAAGAUCUAUUGCAAAAAUUCAUCUUGGAUUACAGGAUGCAUUGGUACUUGGAAAUUUGGACGCAAAACGAGAUUGGGGUCACGCUAAAGAUUAUGUGAAGGCAAUGUGGCUCAUUCUUCAACAAUCUGUUCCUGAAGAUUAUGUUAUUGCGACAGGUGAAACACAUAGUGUGAAAGAAUUUGUUGAGGCGGCAUUUGAAUAUGUUGGACGAACAAUAAAAUGGGAGGGUCAAGGUCUCAAUGAAGUUGGAAAAGAUGUGAAAACUGAUGAAAUUUUAGUUCGUGUGGAUCCUAAACAUUUUCGUCCAACUGAAGUGGAUUUGCUUCAAGGCGAUGCAUCAAAAGCAAAAAGCAAACUUGGUUGGGAGCCAACAGUUUCGUUUCAAGAUCUCGUAAAGGACAUGAUGGAGGCCGACUUGGAGCUGAUGAAGAAAAAUCCAAACGCUUAGAAAAACCAAAUCGUGAAGCGUAUUCGUGUCAAAAAAAGUUUGUCUACGAAAGUGAUUUUUUUUCCACUCCAUAAUCCCUGGAUGAGAAUAAAUGGUCAGUCAUUUUUUUUUUUUUUAAUAACUAUAUUUUUGUACAAAUGAGUAUACAUUUAAAGGUUAAGUAUAGCAUAUUAUCACUGGUAUCAAUUGCAAUUUUUAUCCAAUGUGCAAUGUUGUAUUACAAACUAUAUUUGUAUAAAUUUCGUAUUUGACAAUUUUUUCCUUUAAAAAAUGAUUAGUUUUGAAACUAUAAAAUAAUAAUUAAGUAACGAUUAAUUAAUCGAUAAAUUAUUUUAAUUAGAAAUAUACAGUAUUUUAUGUUUAAAUUA
Molecule: messenger RNA, 1778 nt
Organism: Leptopilina boulardi
Lineage: Eukaryota; Metazoa; Arthropoda; Insecta; Hymenoptera; Figitidae
Gene: Gmd
Product: GDP-mannose 4,6 dehydratase
Exons: 6
Coding region: 340-1410 (356 amino acids)
Biological process (GO): GDP-mannose metabolic process
Molecular function (GO): GDP-mannose 4,6-dehydratase activity
Source: RefSeq, a predicted model, not a curated record